This is a messenger RNA of Aspergillus melleus, 2555 nucleotides long. RefSeq names its product translation initiation factor eIF3 subunit i (gene tif34). The record is from RefSeq and is a predicted model, not a curated record. Gene Ontology annotation, biological process: cytoplasmic translational initiation. Gene Ontology annotation, molecular function: protein binding; RNA binding; translation initiation factor activity. The transcript is spliced from 4 exons. Gene Ontology annotation, cellular component: cytoplasm; eukaryotic translation initiation factor 3 complex, eIF3m. Lineage: Eukaryota; Fungi; Ascomycota; Eurotiomycetes; Eurotiales; Aspergillaceae. The coding region runs from base 206 to 1228 and encodes 340 amino acids.
GAACAGGAAGGUCUUGGCGCGCGAGUCCGGACUGUGCGAUGAAAUUCACUAGUCUAACCAACGCCGACGAAGAGAGCAGUCCGCCAGCACCCCGCCAGCAUUUCCGCCUCAUCUUAGACAUCUUCGGUCACAGACGAUCUUUCUGUGAUCUACCCUAGUCUAUUCUCCGUCGCCUUCACCGGAAUCAGAUCCUGGUCGGCCCAAAAUGAGGCCUAUUUUGCUUUCGGGCCAUGAGCGGUCCCUCAACCAAAUCAAAUUCAACCGCGAUGGCGAUCUCAUCUUCUCCGUGGCAAAGGAUAAAAUUGUGUGUGCUUGGUGGUCGGCUAACGGCGAGCGACUCGGUACCUACAACGGACAUCAGGGUGCCAUCUGGACGGUCGACGUGAGUCCCAACACCGUUCUCCUGGCGACCGGAUCGGCAGACAACACCGUGCGACUAUGGAACGUGAAGACCGGCGAGUGCGUGAAGGUGUGGGACUUCCCCACGGCCGUGAAGCGCGUUGAAUUCACCCCCGACGGAACCAGGCUGCUGGCUGUGACGGAAAAGCGUAUGGGUUUCCUGGGCACUAUCGCCGUGCUCGAUAUCAACUACGGAGAUGGUCAGGGCGGCAACCUGGAGGUUCAGGCCGAGGAGCCUAGCCUCAGAAUCACCUGCACGGAGAGCAAGGCCACCGUUGCGGGCUGGAGUUAUCUGGGCCAGUACAUCAUCGCCGGCCACGAGGACGGCAGCAUCAGCCAGUACGAUGCCAAGACCGGUGAGCAGCUGGAGAACGUCCAGGCUCACGAGUUCGACCACCAGAUCAACGACAUCCAAUUCUCCGAAGACCGCACCUACUUCAUCACCGCCUCGAAAGACAAAUCUGCCAAACUCAUCUCCACCCGUAACCUCGCCAUCCUCAAAACCUACGUUGCCGACACGCCCCUGAACAGCGCCACCAUUACUGCCAAGAAGGAGUACGUGAUCCUGGGAGGUGGUCAGGCCGCCAUGGAUGUCACCACUACCUCUGCUCGCCAGGGUAAAUUCGAAGCUCGUUUCUACCACAAGGUCUUCGAGGACGAGAUCGGCCGUGUCCGAGGCCAUUUCGGUCCCCUGAACACCGUUCACGCUCACCCCAACGGUACCGCCUACGCCUCCGGCGGAGAGGACGGUUACGUCCGUGUCCACCACUUCGACAAGUCGUACUUUGAUUUCAUGUACGAGGUCGAGCGGGAGCAGCUGAGACGGUAAAUUGGUCGAUGAAUCGAGGUUUUUUCUAUUCUACGCAUAUACGUAUGUGUCAUGAGGCAAAGACAUUUAUUACCCAAGGAAGAAAAAAAGUAGAAAAAGCAAGGCCGAGGCGAUAUGAAAGGGGGGUGUGGGUGGCUUUAGGGCAUGAGUUUCUCAUUUCAUUUGAUUCCAUGAUAAAUCGGAGUUGGUACCAUUUCCUUUUCUUUGGUCGCUUUCUGUGUCCUAAUAAAAGAAACACAUUUUUACUUUCACCAGUUCAUAUUUUACUAUUUUUGCUUCAUAUUUGAAUUUGAUUGACAAUUUGCUGGGCAGCAUUUCUAUGAACUAUGAUUAUAUCUAGACAUAAGCCAACACCAACGUCUCUCAACUAAAUGAGAAGCACAGCACAAUUUAUCAAAUGAUCUUUCUUUAAAGGGAAUCCCAUUUUGAUGCCAGGCCAGCGCUCUUCCGACCAGCAGAAAGUAAUAACAAAACAGACAUGAAAUCCUCAUUGCACAUGUUGCGUCACGUAACAACCGAAAAUGAACGGGAAAAAGACAUGAAAUAGGUCAAGAUCCCGGGAUAUGUUAUAAAAAAAAAAAGAAGCAGAAAGAAAGGAAAAGAGAGUCGUUUCUAAGCCAUUCCCGAAAUUAUUUCUUCUUGGGAAACCUCUCCUUGCCGAUGUCCGAGCCUCUCAGCUUGAUAUUGAGCACACGCUCCAUGGCGCUGAGGACCUUCUGGUCGGGCGUAGCGGUACCCUUCUCGAAGUCCUGGAUGACACCGGGGGUGGUGUUGCACUUGGUGGCAAGUUCCUUCUGCGUCAUCUUGUAGCCCUCCUCGUUUCGGCGCUUCUUGAUGGCGUCUGCGACCUGGUAACCCACGGUCUUGGGCUUGACGAUGUCGUCGCUGCGGUCGACCUUGGUCAAGUGCUGGCCCUCGGGGGCUCCUGAGCGACCAGCCUACGAAAUCCGAUUAGCCACUGAUUUAACAGAACAAUAGAAGAUACCUCAUCUGGAUGAAGAGGAGAGAAAUAAGGAGGAAAAACACAUACAGCAUUGCCGCUAGCAUACUUCUUCUCAGUGCCAAUGACCAGACCUUGACGCUGAGCGGCGUUCAGGGCGCUUUUGCCCUUGAUGACGGUCUCACGAGGGGCAGCGCCGCCGCGGUUCUUAGCGCCAAUGCGAGUAACGGAGUCCCAGUCGCUCAUUUUGAAAGAAAGUCUAACGAUUAUAGAGGAUUAAAGGUAUCGGUGAUGGUCGUGGUGAUGGUGGACGGUGGAGGGUGUGAGGUGGCGUUCAGAUCGUGUAAAUAUUUUGUGUGGCUCAGAAGAAGGGAUGUUCUCAGCCCG